Esox lucius (northern pike) is the source of this 5411-nucleotide messenger RNA. Its product is annotated as kelch repeat and BTB domain-containing protein 11. Lineage: Eukaryota; Metazoa; Chordata; Actinopteri; Esociformes; Esocidae. Bases 923 to 3070 code for a protein of 715 amino acids. The record is from RefSeq and is a predicted model, not a curated record. Gene Ontology annotation, molecular function: protein binding. The transcript has 2 exons.
UACAUGACGGGGGCGUAAUAAAGUGAUAUGGAGUUUAAAAGCCCCUUUUCUUAAGAGUGUGUUCAUACAAUGACAAUGCUUGGUUUCUCUCAUGACAUCUUGGGAACAAAUUUCACGCCUGUGAAGGAAUGUCGCAUCUACACCUCCGGUCGCCUCCAGCGCGUGCGGUCUGCUAGCGCGGCUGACCGGGAUAUCCGUGUGCGUGUAUGAGUGUGUGUUGGGUUACUGAAAGGAGGUGUGGUCUAGAUCAAUAACUGACUGUAGGGGUACUGUAAAAUUCUAAACACUCUGUUGCGGAGACGGGGCACACUUCACUCAUUCUUUUAAACCCUGUUGGGGGGAAUUAGCAAACAUUUGAUGCUUAGUAUUCAGUUGAGACAUUGUAAAGCUGCAGAAGUAAAACGACUUUACGACAUUGGUUGUGGUAGCCUGGAAGACUGUCCUGGAUUGACUGUUAGCGUUUUUUCUCAUAGGACGUCGAUGAAGGCUACAGUGGAAUGUCCCUUGAUUUUUUGGAGCAAUAACAAAGAUCGAUUUUCGUGAAAAGACCGUGUCCUGAAGCUUAAUUAACAGGUGAUAUGUCUCGAAUGGACGUGGAUUUAAGGACGUCUACUUAUAAACAUCAUUACCUAUACAUUUCAGAGAACAGACAGUUGUCUUGUCUUUUCGAGAUACUCCAGUUUUUUGAAUUGGGGCUGUCUUACAUAACUGGGCUGUGCGCGUGUUUAUGAGACUGAUGAGACCGGUUUGUUGAACUGCGUUGGCUGCUUCACAACAAAGACGAUAUAUUUUCACUUCUACCCUAACGUUUAUAGUGUAGAAGGGACAAGACCUGCCAGACGUGGAGUGAUUCCAGAAGAAUCAGAUUCUCCUUACUAUGAUCCCCGAGGUUCUGGACUACCACUAGCUCUGAAAAGACAGGAUGAAUGACAGACAGAGGCAGGGAGGAGGGAUUCACACGGUGGAGGCCGAUGUCAUCUUUCACCACCCUGUCUGCUCGGACCUCUCCUCCCCCGCAGGUGAAGACGGGGGUGUCUGUCCCCUGCCACGGACGCACCACGGGAAUGCUAAUUCUCCAGACUUGGGAUUCGAACUGGACGACCAGGGAUUCUGCCGACAGAGCCCGCCGGUUACAAAGGAGUAUUUAUUGGAUGGAGGGACAGUGAUUGGGAAUCAUCACUUUGACCGUCAACAGGGUGAUGGAUCAUACAUUUCAAACACAGACCAGUUUAACAUUACUGAUCUCUCCCAUCAACCAGAUACAUAUCAAAUACCCAAGCUUGAUGCUGGAAGGGACCACAACUGUACGCAUGGAAGAAAUGGUAUCGGUGGGGACAUGAACGGGGCAAGGGCUAAUGUUCCCGACUGCGUGGGUCCCUCUCUAUACUUCAAAGGAGAGGCUCGAGAGGAAGCGGAAGGAUGCCCGUCCCUCUGCAGAGAGGGCAUAGUGAAGAGUCUGUGUCACAUCACUAAUGUCACCGCCUCCGCAGAGCAGGGCACCGCCGCGCCUGGCACUCAUUGUAUCGCCGCGGGCAACCAGCCACCCAUACAAGAGCUGCUUAGCCACAGCCCUUCCGCAGAUUACACACUGUAUGAGGAGCCCGGGCUCGAGGCAAGCGCAGGACACCGGGACGGCAGUGCAGACGGCCGGGUCAAACUCACAGCGCCGAAGGAGGAGCCGGAUAUAGUGAUUGAAGUCUGUGGCGAGAAAGUCAGCGCACACAAAUCUGUCCUGGCAGGGAAGAGUGACUAUUUCAAGGCGCGUCAGUCCAGAGACAUCCUGAAAGUGAAAGGGCUGAAGUACAAGACCCUGACCAUCCUGAUUGACUAUAUCUACACCUCCCGGAUGAACGUGCACAAGGACAAUGUGGUGGAGGUGAUUACAGGCGCUAAGAUCUUACAGAUCCCAUGUGCUGUCCAGGCUGCGAUGGACGCCGUGUCGGAGCAGGUGACUGUGGAGAACUGUUACGAGAUUUUAAGUAUCGCUAAAAAACAACGCCUCAACGAACUGAAGGAGACAGCCUAUCGCUUCAUGAGCGACAACUUCCUCCAGAUCCUCCGUGAGCCCGCUGUGUAUGGACGCCUGACGGGGUCCGAGAGGGAUCUGGUCCUGAGGAAGAGAAUGGAGGGGAAGAUGUCCCUGAUGGUCGCUGAGAUCAACGACGUAUUUGACCGCGUCGGGAGCCAACCUCAGAGUCGGUGCAACAGUCGACCACAGAGCCCUCUGUCCGUGGCGUCCUUCGAGGAGAACCACAUGAUCUACUACUUCAACGAGGCAGCCAAUGACUGGAGACCUCUAACUGUGAUGCCGGACGACAUUAACACCAAGGGCUGCGGGGUCUGCACCAUGUACAACUACCUGUUUGUGGCCGGGGGGAUAAAGGGUUACGGAGACAAGGGGAAGGUCUCAGACAGGGUGUUCUGUUACAACCCUGUCAACAACCGCUGGAGCGAGGUUCGACCGCUCAACCAGGCACGGUCGCAGCUCAAGCUCGUGUCCAUGGAGGGUAACUUGUACGCCAUAGGGGGGGAGUGUUUGUUCACGGUGGAGAAGUAUGAUCCCCGGACUGACCGAUGGACCCCGGUGGCCCAGUUACCCAAAGGGGCCUUUGCAGUGGCCCACGAAGCCACCACCUGUAACGGAGAGCUCUAUGUCUCCGGAGGGUCUCUGUUCUACCGUCUCCUCAGGUAUGACGCCAAGCGGGAUGAGUGGCAAGAGUGCCCCUACAACAACAGCAGGAAGAAGUCCUCCGAUAUGGUGGCGCUGAAAAGCUUCAUCUACAGGUUUGACGUCAGCCGCGACCAGGGCGUCACUGUGUUCAAGUACAACACCAUAGUGAAAAUGUGGCACGACUGCGCGUCGCAGCGAGAGGGCAGCCCUUUGCCGUUCAGGUGUGCCGUAAUGGGAAACCGCAUCUAUUGUGUGAACAAGACUCAGACUCUGCAGUUUGUAGUGGAGGAUGACGCCUCUUACUUCGUGGAGGAGCCUCUGAGGCCGCCCCUGGAAGCCAAGGGCAUACUGUUCCCCUUUGUCCUCCGUCUGCCAGAAAAGACAGAGAGGUUCAUGUGACAUUACCGUGUAUCACUCCUGCAACACUGUAGAGGCCCCUCAAUAGAACAUAGUGGACCUUUAAAAUAUGAUGCAUUUUCAACAUGUCAGCUUAAUUUCCCUCCCUGUCCAGUUUACCUGCUUGUAAUGGAAUGUGUUUCAAUGCAUGUCGAGUUACAGUCUCUGCAGGACAAGCCUUAAACAAGGACUGCUUUUACGUGUUGAUGAGUGCAACGUUAAAAACAAAUGCGUUUGUUUGUACAUAAUGAAAUGAUUUGUGCAUGUGUUUAGAUGGAAUUGUGCACUUUUGUAACUGCAGAUAGUUAGGAUAUUGUUUUAAAUAUUGUCGGCUGGUUUGAACAGUGGGAAUGAGGGAAAAGUUGAAGGAUGUUCUUACUGACACAGCUGGUACACUCAGUUCCUAUGCAAAGAAAACAAGCUAAGUAUCUGUUACAGCACAAGGCUUCUAGAGUAGGCCUAGUGAUUAAACAGUAAGAAGGCCAUUAUUUGGUAGGAAUAAAUCUCAUAUCUUUUACAAUUGUUAUUCUACCAUUCAAGACACCCAAUGAAUAAUGUUGAAGAGCACAAAGCACUUAUUAUUCAUUUUAAGCCAGUAUCCACCUAUUCAUUCAGAACUAACAAUCUGCCUUCCCAGCUGUGUCAAGGUCAGCACUCGUCUUGCAUUUUGGGGCUGGUUUUGCAGACCAAGAUUACGAUUUAUUUUGUGUCUGCAAAACAAUUUUUUCUUUUUUACUGCUCCUGGGGUUGGUAUUCAAAAGGAAAGGAUGCAUAGAAAUAUUAUUUUAACAUAAAUGCCCAUUCAAGUAAAUUCUAUCCUAUCUAUUCAUUCUAUUUCAAUAUAUGUUUUCCUAUCAAAUUGGUCAAAAAGUGAUUCAAUGUCAUACCCAUGGAAUACGGUCUCUUAAAAAUUGGGUGGUUUGAAUCCUGAAUGCUGACUGGCUGAAAGCCAUGGUAAAUUAGACCAUAUACCACUGUUAAGACAUCACAUCACUUUUUACUGCUCUUAUUGAGUUGGUAACCGGUUUAUAAGAGCAAUAAGGCACCUCAGGAGUUUGCCAAAAAAGGGAUAUAUUGCCAAAACACCACGACUAAGUGCUGUGUCCAGGCACUCUGCUCGCUGCGGUGGUGUAUUGGCCAUGUACCACACCCUCUUGUGCCUCAUUGCUUACAUUUACCACGGGUAUCAGCCAAUCAGCAUUCAGGAUUCAUGCCACCCAGUUUAUAAGCAACAAUGUAUCGAUGUUGCUGUGAAAAAGGACACUACUCUGGCUGCUACACUGUUAAGUGAAAAGUAAUUUCUCCUAUGCAGGACAGGGACAUUUCUUGUUGUCUUGCUAAUAGGAACGCUAAGUAUUUGAUGCACCAGCAGUAGCCCCAUUUAUAACUUUCUCUAACAUGUUUUCUAUUCAUAUAUUGGCCUGGUAUUAACCUAAUCUUGUCUGUUUACACUUAAGUUCACAAUGUGUCUUUUAAUGAUCUAUGCCAGUCUAAAUAUGUGAUUGUACAUUAUUCUAACAUUCAAAAUGUGAAUAAGUUCUGGACAACGGACGCAUGUUGGAAACAGGUAUAAAUGGGCUCAUAAGACCGUGACUGGCAUUUAUAGGCCAGUAGUUUUGGGAAACUGUGCAAAUGCAUCCCAACUACUUGAUGUCUGUAUAAUUUAGGCCCAUUGCCCCUGUUAGAUUAAGCAUGGUGUUGUUGCCAUGGCCUGUCAGUUUUACUUCCUGCAUAAUUAUCUCACCCAUACUGCAUUUAGUAAGCAGCAAUCUUUAUCAACUUCAGCUCAAUGUUUAUCUAUUCUGCUAAGGUAUGCCAAAUCCAUAAUUUACUUUGACUAUUGGAGAAAACCAUUUCAUUGCUCUUCCUUAGAAAUUAGACAUUUGUUUAAUCUUUUUUGCAAUAAUACAUACAUGGAAUUUUGUUCAUCUGUGGAAUUUGAUUCAGUUUAAUGAACAAAAUGCUAUUGCCACAUUUGCUACAACAAUAUCUCAGAUCGGCAGUUGAAACUAUUGAGACAGAUGUGUUUAGAUUUAUGAGUUAGGUAUUCUGCUGGGGCUGUUGGUUAAGAAAAUUGCAGUAAUGAAUGGCUUAAAAUUACAGUGUUGGUUGAAAGCUUUAUUGCUGUAAAUGGCAUAUAAAUGAAAAAACUAACUGCUGGAUCAUGUAUUUCAGUCAAAACUGUGCUGCAAGUAAAAUAUUUUGUCUGAACAAAGUUGGAAAUGUGUUUUUCUGCACGCAUAGCGGUCCUUAGUGCUGAACAACAACAAUGGUUUUAUUGGCACAUAAGUGCCAUCUACUGGACAAUUACUGUAACACUCCCUGUCACAACAGCAUGCACUUU